UUCAACUCGAGAUGGAUUGUACCUUCAUUUUACGUUUUUUCUCAGGAAUUGAACUUAGCCCUUCUAAGAUCAGCAACACGUUCCUAAUGUCUCCUAGUCUUGGAAACAUCGUCGACAUAUAAGUAUAAAAUCCGUCGCGCGACAACAAGUUUCCAAGGCCGACGUCUUACUCUUCCAGCGCCGUAUACACCAAGCCGCUACUCCCUACCUAUUAGUUAAUAAUAAUAAUAAUAAUCAUAAUUUCCGCGGGCUACAUACCUAGUAAGUCCCGCUCGCUCAUCGUUCUACACUUAGGUAGGUAUACCCGUUAGCAAAUACUCAGCAAAUUCGGGAUAUAGAUCUUCCCAUGGAGAACGGGGUGAAAUUUCUCGUAUCCUCGGGCCUGAACACGCCGGCGGAAAACGGGUACAACAUCAUCCUGGACAUCCUGGCCGAGAUGCGCGAGCAAGGCGUCGACGUGCCGCCCGUGGUCCUCGGGCUCGUGACGCAGCUCUACGCGCGGGCGUACGCGGCGGAGCAGAGCGGCGACCGCCUGUCCAGCAAGUAUGUGCUGCUGCAGGCCGAGCACAGCCAGCUCGUGGUCGAGUUCAACCGGUGCUGCCGGGACAACAACAAGGCGUGGAAGACGAAGGCGGAGACGACCCUGUACGACGACAUGCAGCGGUCCGUGGACGCGCUCGUCGAGGCUAGGAGGGAGCUGCGCGGCGCCAUGAAGAGCCUGUUUGACGAGCGCUUGGCUACGACCACGGAGGUGGUCGCCCUGAGAAAGGAGGUAGAGAAGCUACGGAAGGAGAAUGCUGCGCUGGCGGCUUAGAUACCUGCUACCGGAAACUCUGGCAAAUGAAGGAAUCUACCUAGGUACUGAACGGUGAAUUUUUGAUUCCUGGAUUAUGUGAAUUAUGCUUGCUAUCGGCGUUAUGUUGGAUAUUCGUGCAGGGACCGGCGGCAAAUGCGUCGUUACCAUGGUGUUUAUUAUUCCCGUCAUUUAAUUACUCUGUACAAUAUUCCAACUCUAAUCAUGUAUAUAGGGUACUGGAGGUAUCUGUGUACUUUAUGAGGGAUGCGCUCCCCUUUAGGUCCUUGUAAAUAGUCACAUCGUUAACGCAGAUGAGAGAAAGGCUUCCCCCUACGCGAU
Molecule: messenger RNA, 1135 nt
Organism: Daldinia caldariorum
Lineage: Eukaryota; Fungi; Ascomycota; Sordariomycetes; Xylariales; Hypoxylaceae
Exons: 1
Coding region: 347-814 (155 amino acids)
Source: RefSeq, a predicted model, not a curated record